GCGAAACACUUUAUCCUGCAGUUUUCACGUUGGUGGAGAUGGAGCAACAAUGCGUGGAUAUGUCUCAACCUAUGUUGACCAUACCUAACGACCCAACAACAGCCGGCGUUCCUAAUCCCCAUCAAGGCGUUUCUAAAAAGGCUGCCCGCAGCAAGAAAAUGGCCAAACAUGCGGAAAGCUCCGUACCGAUCGAGGAAGCACUUAAAACGGAACUUACCACGAACAACAUGAAAACGCCCAUAUCGGUGCUGCAGGAACUACUCAGCCGCCGUGGCAUUACACCGCAGUACGAUCUCAUACAGGUAGAGGGAGCAGUACACGAACCUACCUUCCGAUACCGUGUAUCGUAUAAAGAUAAAGAUGCGAUGGGAACAGGAAAAUCCAAAAAGGAAGCCAAACAUGCCGCAGCCAAGGCACUAAUAGAGAAGCUGACAGGAUCCACUUUUAACGAUUAUCCCGGAGCAUAUAUAGCUGACGAGAAACCAGACAAUAUGAAAACGCCCAUAUCGGUGCUGCAGGAGCUGCUUAGCCGGCGUGGUAUUACACCGCAGUAUGACCUAAUACAAGUGGAGGGGACCGUACACGAACCUGCCUUCCGUUAUCGGGUGUCGUAUCAGGAUAAAGACGCGAUGGGAACGGGAAAAUCAAAAAAAGAAGCAAAACAAGCGGCAGCCAGAGCGUUGAUAGAAAAGCUGAUGGGAUCUGUGUAUUACGAUCAGCACGAUCGUACGAUCCUGAAUGGUCUGAAGCACGAUGCCGCUAAUGUGCAAUCCAUCGGCAACAGCCGGGUAACCACCAACGAGGAGGAAUCAACGGGAAAUCCGAUCGGUUGGUUGCAGGAAAUGUGUAUGGCACGGCGAUGGCCACCGCCCACGUACGAAACGGAAACAGAGAAAGGUCUUCCGCACGAGCGCCAGUUCACGAUAGCGUGCGUGGUACUAAAAUUCCGGGAGGUCGGCGAAGGUAAAAGCAAGAAGGUCGCCAAACGACAAGCGGCCCAAAAGAUGUGGCAACGGCUGCAGGAUCAACCGUGGGAACCGAGCCAGUUGGAUGAGGACGGCAACGAAGAGAUACAUCGGUACCAAGGGGUAAAGGAUGGCUGCACACCAACACUCACGACAAGCCAGAGCCAAAAGGUGUCCCAGUUCCAUAAGGCGCUUAAGUCGCGCACGGGCGAAAAUUUGCAACAGCUGCAGUCUCUUAAUAUGCACGAUCGAGAACAGCAUUUCGUCGAUAUUCUAGACGAAAUCGCUAAGGAACAGCGGUUCGAGGUGACGUACGUGGAUAUCGAUGAGAAGUCAUUCAAUGGUAAAUACCAGUGUUUGGUGCAGCUGUCCACAAUGCCAGUGGCUGUGUGCUACGGCAGCGGUAUUACGGUUCCAGAAGCGCAUGCUAGAGCCGCCCAACAUUCGCUCGAGUAUCUGAGGAUAAUGACCAAAUGCUAAGUGGAUCAGGAUAUUUUCACAAUAUUGAAACCUUCCCCGAAUGACUUUUAGUCCUUGGUGGGUGUGCUUUUAUUGGUUAGACUCAACAGACCUCCCCUGUUAACAACACCGUUACAUCCCGACGCGAGGUCAAGAAAAGUUCACACGAACUUUGAGAAGGUGGGAAUUUUGUUUUGUUUUUGGGGACAAACACACACAAACAUGCGAUCAUGUGCGAUCAUUUUUCUUACAUUAUUUUUUGUUCGUCAGCACUGACUGGCAUGAAAUUUUCCAUUUGUUUUGAUCCUUUUUUAAUUUUGUUCAACAUUUAUGUUGUUAAGUAACUUUCUAUUUGUCUAAUUAUUAAUUUACCAAUAUUCCUUAUUUGUAUGCUUAACAUUUUUUAUGUAUUUGGUUUGAAGAAAAUUAGACGCUUGAAGGUAAGAAGCAUACGCUUUGAAAAAACGCGUUAUCUAUUUACUUUUGCUAUAGAAAGAUGGUCAUACUGCGUACCAAUCUAUAAAACUGUCGGUAAACGAAAUUGUGUAAGUGACUAGCGACCGUGUAGUGACCUCUAUAUACGGUAUAAAUUCAAAAUUGUGUGUUACUCUCAGGUUGAACAGCAAUACAACAAACAAGCUAUACUUUACAUGGAAUUUGAGGAAUUUGUUUCCCAAUUCAGAAUUUAAGUAAACGUAAAUGGGUGAUAACAUUUUGCGCAUCCUAAUAUGCAUAAGCAUCAACCUUCAGACAGUAAAGAUCACAUAGGUUUUGGUGUGCAAAAUUGAAAUCGAUCGUAUGGUAGUUGAACAGUGUUUUGUUGUGUCAAAACGGGUGGCGAGUCCCGAGCGUCAAGACAGUGAAUACCGCUUCCAAAAAGGCAUUAUUGUUGCCGAUGGAGUAGGAUCUUCCUAACCGGAACAGCUGGCAGCUAUGAACGUGAAGUUCAGUCUUUAGUGACAGCCAGACGUACGCAUAAGUAACCACGACUGUUUCCAGCUGUUUUCUUUCUCAUGUUUGUGGUGAAGAAACAACCGUUGAGCGGUGUUUGUGGAUCGAUCGUGGUUACUUAUACGUACGUCCAAAACGAUGAAGUAGUUAUAUAUAUAUAAAUACCACCGAAACUAUGGUUUUACGUUACAUCUGCUUCUUUUUUUAAAUCUUAAAAUCCUAAAAACUGUUAUGGGCCCGCCAGUGGCAUGAUGGUAACGGCGCCGGUCUUCACACGAACGGGCCGGACUACGGCCAGGACGCUCUAAGGAAGAAAAAAAACUAUUCGAAACUAUAUUAUGUAAAAUUAUGAGCAUAUUGUGUCAUGGAAGUAGUAAGGGUGGGUUUAACAGUAUAUUAUCUUUACAGACUAAUAUGAGUUAAAAUAUCACUUCUAACUUUUAUUUCUCAACACUUAAAACUAAUUCUGCAAAAGUGUGUCUCUAACCAUGUUCUUCUACGAAGUUUUCAGUACUUAUUAUCUUUACAUGUACUAAUUUAAAAAAGAUCUUAAUUUAAAAUUUUCUUGCACACCCAAUGCGGAUAAUAAAACACAAAACGCGCAACAACUGUGUUCAAGCAGAGCUUGAAUAAUACUACUACACCUUAUCUGCUACUAUAGCUACCACUACAGUAUCAUCUGCAUCACGCUAAUUUAAAUUAAGCAUAAUGAAACAACAGAAACAAGGAAGUAAAACUUUAAGCUUUUUUUCAAACAGUGUGUGUCUAACGUGUGCCGAUGUUUGUGGGAAAAUGGGCAUUAAUUUAAUGCAA
Anopheles moucheti is the source of this 3188-nucleotide messenger RNA. RefSeq names its product RISC-loading complex subunit tarbp2 (gene loqs). Lineage: Eukaryota; Metazoa; Arthropoda; Insecta; Diptera; Culicidae. The coding region runs from base 39 to 1445 and encodes 468 amino acids. The record is from RefSeq and is a predicted model, not a curated record. The transcript has 9 exons.